AUGGAGGAUUACCGGAAAUGGAAGGCCAUGGGAGAGGGUGGUACUUCUCACUCUAUAAUCGGUUACCUGUCUCAACUUAGCGUUGACAAGACUAGAGCAUAUGGUCCCAACGAGACUAUCAAGCCUGGUUUCUACAACAAGCCUGAGAAGCGCGCGACGGGGUGGAAGAAGGCGACAGAAGAGCAGAGAGCGAAUGCGAAGAAGUCGUUCCUAAAGGAGCCACUCCCCGUCAGACCAGGCCCUCGCGCAAGGGCUCUGCCGUUCGUCUACCCGCAGCGCGAGAGGAAUGCCGCUGACCCUCAACCCCCAGACGUCAAACAGGCAAGUUGGUCGAAUGUUGGAAACCUAUACUUACUAACAUAUCACAAGGCAUAUUUGGAUAGCUUUAAGAAGCUCGGUGAAAUCAAUGCGGAGUGGACUGAAUGGAACAUAUCGGCCAUGGAGAAGCACGGCCAAGCUCUGUUUACCAAACCCUCGAUACCCCUAAGCCCCCUUGCAGGUCCGAGUGCUCGCGAGAUCUGCCAUAUCCACGGCACCGAUCUUUCUGGCCACGUGACGCUCUCGUUCCCGGAUGCAGAGGAAGUCAUCUCCAAGGGCUGGGGAGAACGGCAUCGUCUGAGCGGCACGGGCUGGAUCCACCUCGGAUUCACCAUGCUCUACGUGCCUAACACGAUAGAGGAGACGGAAAUCUUCAUGAAGAUCUUCCAAGCUGGUAUUGACUACAUGAAGAGUGGUUGA
Molecule: messenger RNA, 738 nt
Organism: Annulohypoxylon truncatum
Lineage: Eukaryota; Fungi; Ascomycota; Sordariomycetes; Xylariales; Hypoxylaceae
Exons: 1
Coding region: 1-738 (245 amino acids)
Source: RefSeq, a predicted model, not a curated record